Molecule: messenger RNA, 1596 nt
Organism: Magallana angulata
Lineage: Eukaryota; Metazoa; Mollusca; Bivalvia; Ostreida; Ostreidae
Product: sulfotransferase 1B1-like
Exons: 6
Coding region: 335-1219 (294 amino acids)
Biological process (GO): sulfation
Cellular component (GO): cytoplasm
Molecular function (GO): sulfotransferase activity
Source: RefSeq, a predicted model, not a curated record
AUGAUUCCUUAUUAUUUAUAUUUAUAUAAUUUUAGGCCAUCGUACGAUUAAAUAUUUAAAUAUAAAUAAACAAACCCCGCUGGCGCCUCAAUUUGGCGUCAUUUGUAUUAUGAGUUAUAUAGUACAAAAUCGAAACGUAGUGUUAUCACAGGCAAAGACACUGGAUAAUGUAAAUAUAUGGGGAUGUUUAACAAUAGCUGAUAUUGUAGGAUAGAACCGUGUCGUUUCGUCAAAAAUAAUUAUUACAAAGCUAGUACAAAGUUGAGUAAUUAGACCGUUUUUGGUGUGGUUUUUCUGAUCAUAAAUAACUUACAGUAUCAAUCAUUUUAUAACAAUGACUGAGAAAGAAGUUAAAGAUCCCGAUGGAAAAGUUGUAUUUCGAGUUGUUGAGUAUGAAGGAGCCCGCUUUCCAGUAGAAGUCUUUGGCAACGUAUUGAAUAGCCUGAAAGCACUUAACGAAGCAACGUUUAAGGAAAGCGAUGUUUUUGUUGUGUCAUAUCCAAAAUCUGGGACCCACUGGUGCUAUGAAAUUGUGGACAUGCUGAGAAACAAUAGAGCUGAGUUUACUAAACACGUCCCACCUUUGGUUGGCAUGUUGCCAGCAGAAAAACUCAUGCAGGUGCCCGAUGGUGUUCUAGUAGCGCAUCUCCUGCCCCGACACAUGCCCAAAAAUGCUAUUCAAAAGCGCUGUAAACUCGUUCACAUAUACAGGAAUCCCAAAGACGUGAUUGUCUCGUUUUUUAAUUUCAUCAAGAAAACCAAAGAUGGGGCUAUGAUGCAAGACAUGGAAUUCGAUGUGUUUUUCGAAUUAUAUAUCACAGACCAGUUGCCUGGUGGCCUAUGGACAAAGUUUGUGAAGGCUUGGUCAGAUUUCAAAGAUGAGAAUCCUGCAUACCCCAUUUUAAACAUUUGCUACGAGAAGAUGAAGAAAGACCUAAAAGCCCAUGUUAAAAUGAUUGCUGACUUCCUAGAACUUAAGCCCUGUGCAGAAUUGAUAGAGGAAAUAGCAAACAAAUGUGAAUUUCAAACUAUGUCCAAAUUUAAGAACAACAACAUUCCAGAGGGCAUGCGCAUGGUGACAGAUGUGAAAGACAAACAUAUUAUGUACAGAAAAGGUGAAGCUGGCGACUGGAAAAACUGGUUAAACGUAGCUCAGAGUGAGGCUGUAGAUGCUGAGGUCGAGGCCGCGAACAUUCCCUUGGAGAUACAGUUUACAUAAUGAAUCAGAAGAUCAUCAGGCGAAGAAUUGUCUUUCUGAAAAAUUAUCUAAUUAUUCAUCGUCUCCUCUGUUUUACUAGAAAAAUGAAAGAGACAAGAAAGCAACCAAAGCCAUAGCUAUUUAACACAGUUCAUAUCAUUUUUCAGCAUGGUGAUGUUAUAAAUAUUUUAGAAUCUGUAUAAUGUACCAUGUACGUAAAAAAUGAAAACAACACUACGUAUUUUACCAUUAUGAUUGUUUUUAUUACAGAUGGGAUUUACAACACAUUUUUUUUUUAUUAACAUACGAAAUUACAUGUAAAACAAAUUAGAUGAAAUCAAUUUACUAAAGCUAAGCAAUAAAUCAAUAUAGUGACUUACAUUUACUUUACUUUGUGU